AUGAGCGUCCUUAAUUUGGAGGCACUUGAAGUAACCUCCAACACGGCAGGGCUCGCCAGUGCCAGAAAAGUCAAUACUUUGAGACUUCUGAAACUCAUCCCUCCUCCACCACCGCAUAGGUGCUGCAUCUGCCACUGGUGGAUUCACUUGACGUUGAAAUAUCACGCCUGGGGCAAAAGUUUUAAGGAGGCUAAAAACUACAAAUAUGUCGAGAUGGUGGUUCACUUUGAUUUUGGAAAACUCAUCAGCGACGACAACAACAACAACAUCAACUACAACAACAUCAACAAUAACAUCAACAUCAACAGCAACAAUAAAAACAACAUCAACUUCAACAACAACAUCAUCACGCACAAAAACCUUUUGAAGAAGAAAAACAACAACACCAUCAACAACAACAUCAAUAACAUCAACAAUUUCAACAACAACCUACAAAGUUAUGAUGAUGCCUUGUUUCAUGUGGACACGGUGGUCACUCCGGAUAGUGAUGAUGAUGAUAGUGACGAGAUGAAACAUCAUUCGUUCGUCGAAGGUGGCAGCAGUCCAUCAAGCAGCAAACUGCGAACUUCUGCCAACCACGAGAACAAAUUUUAUGCUGCAGCAAGCUUUCCGUUCAAUCAUAACAUUCCGACCGUCUCAUCAAUUACAUUCAUAUCUCCAAUACCUUCUUUAGCCGGGUUUAUAAUGGCCAACAAACAUGAAAACACACUGGCUAACAAUCACACUUGGCCACAAACAAAAAUAAUAAGAUCUUAA
Molecule: messenger RNA, 756 nt
Organism: Helobdella robusta
Lineage: Eukaryota; Metazoa; Annelida; Clitellata; Rhynchobdellida; Glossiphoniidae
Exons: 7
Coding region: 1-756 (251 amino acids)
Source: RefSeq, a predicted model, not a curated record